ACUGUUAAAGAGCCAUUCUCUUUCGUGCAGGUGGCUUUAAUAUUUUUGUUUUCCCAAAGGAGAAAAUAAGCACUACUUUCAAAAAUGGACUUUUCACUCCACUCUGCCUCUUUCACCUUGAAGGUGACCUUAUUGUUGGGAACCUUUCUCAGCCUCUGUCUUGGCCUUGAGUUUAUGGGCCUUCCAAAUCAGUGGGCUCGUUACCUCCGCUGGGAUGCAAGCACAAGAAGUGACCUAAGCUUCCAAUUGAAGACGAACAUCUCAGCUGGGCUCCUUCUCUACUUUGAUGAUGGUGGUGUCUGCGACUUUCUCUGUUUAUCCCUGAUGGAUGGACGCAUUCAGCUGCGGUUCAGUGUAGACUGUGCUGAAGCUACAGUUGUUACAGAAAAGCAGGUCAAUGACAGCAAUUUACAUUUUUUGAUGGUUAGUCGCAACCAUCUCCGGACAGUUCUGGUUCUUGAUGGUGAAGCCAAACCUGGUGAGGUGCGUCCACAGCGUCAAUAUAUGAAUAUUGUUAGUGACCUCUUUUUGGGAGGUGUCCCAUCAGAUAUCCGUCCUGCAGCCUUAACCCUUGAGAGUGUCCUGGGUGAGCCAUCAUUUAAAGGAUUUAUCAUGGACCUGAAAUACGGCAAUUCAGAACCUCAGCUUCUGGGACACCAAGGAGUCCGCCUGGACAUGGAAGGGUUGUGUACAGAGAAUCCUUGUGAAAAUGGUGGAACUUGCUUUCUUCUGGAUGGUGAACCACAGUGUGAUUGCUCAGCCACUGGAUACAUUGGGAAACUCUGUUCUGAAGCAAGAGAUGAGAAUGUAGCCACUUUCCGUGGCUCUGAAUACCUGUGCUAUGACCUCUCCCAGAACCCGAUUCAAAGCAGCAGUGACGAAAUCACACUGUCCUUCAAGACUUGGCAGCGCAACGGCCUUAUCCUGCACACGGGCAAGUCGGCUGAUUAUGUCAACCUGGCUCUGAAAGAUGGCGCCGUCUCACUGAUCAUUAACUUAGGAUCUGGAGCCUUUGAAGCCAUUGUGGAGCCAGUCAGUGGCAAAUUUAAUGACAACCAAUGGCACAACGUAAAAGUGACUCGCAACUUGCGGCAGCACUCAGGCAUUGGACACGCUAUGGUAAACAAACUACAUUGUCUGGUGACAAUCUCAGUGGAUGGAAUCCUUACCACUACUGGCUACACACAAGAGGAUUAUACUAUGCUUGGCUCAGAUGACUUCUUCUAUGUCGGUGGAAGUCCCAGUACAGCUGAUUUACCUGGAUCUCCUAUCAGCAAUAACUUCAUGGGUUGUCUGAAGGAGGUUGUUUAUAAGAAUAAUGAUAUUCGUCUGGAGUUAUCUCGUUUGGCAAGGAUUGGCGACACAAAAAUGAAAAUCUACGGGGAGGUGAAAUUUACAUGUGAGAAUGUAGCCACAUUGGAUCCAAUCAAUUUUGAAAAUCCCGAGGCCUACAUUAGCCUGCCUAAGUGGAACACCAAGCGAAUGGGGUCUAUCUCUUUUGACUUCCGCACUACAGAGCCCAAUGGCCUUAUUCUUUUCACUCAUGGUAAACCCCAGGAGAGGAAGGAUUCCAGAAGCCAGAAGAAUACCAAAGUGGAUUUCUUUGCAGUAGAACUCCUGGAUGGAAAUCUCUACCUUCUUCUUGAUAUGGGCUCUGGAACUGUUAAAGUAAAGGCAACUCAGAGGAAAGCCAAUGAUGGAGAAUGGUAUCAUGUUGAUAUACAGAGAGAUGGUAGAUCAGGUACCAUUUCAGUGAACAGCAGACGGACACCAUUCACUGCAAGUGGAGAGAGUGAGAUCUUGGAUCUGGAAGGAGACAUGUACUUGGGAGGACUGCCUGAAAAUCGGGCUGGCCUUGUCCUUCCUACUGAGCUGUGGACAGCUAUGUUGAACUAUGGUUAUGUGGGCUGUAUCCGAGACCUCUUCAUUGAUGGGCGGAGCAAGAACAUCCGGCAGCUGGCAGAGCAGCAGAAUGCAGCUGGUGUCAAAUCUUCCUGCAUUAGGGUCAACACCAAACAAUGUGAUAGUUAUCCCUGUAAGAACAAUGCUGUCUGCAAGGAUGGCUGGAAUCGCUUCAUUUGCGACUGCACAGGCACUGGCUACUGGGGAAGAACAUGUGAACGGGAGGCCUCCGUCCUGAGUUAUGAUGGCAGCAUGUAUAUGAAAAUUGUUAUGCCUAUGGUCAUGCAUACAGAGGCUGAGGAUGUGUCCUUCCGCUUCAUGUCCCAGCGUGCAUAUGGUCUGCUGAUGGCCACAACAUCACGUGAUUCAGCUGAUACACUACGGCUUGAACUAGAUGGAGGCCGGGUGAAACUCAUGGUCAAUCUAGGUAAAGGACCAGAAACCCUUUAUGCUGGGCAAAAACUCAAUGAUAAUGAGUGGCACACAGUCCGAGUGGUACGCCGAGGAAAGAGUCUCAAACUUACAGUUGAUGAUGAUGUUGCCGAAGGUACAAUGGUUGGUGACCACACUCGCUUGGAGUUCCACAACAUUGAGACUGGGAUAAUGACAGAGAAGCGUUACAUCUCUGUCAUUCCUUCCAGCUUCAUUGGCCACCUUCAGAGCCUCAUGUUCAAUGGCCUUCUCUACAUUGACUUAUGCAAGAAUGGAGACAUUGAUUAUUGUGAAUUGAAAGCCCGCUUUGGGCUUCGUAACAUCAUUGCUGAUCCCGUUACCUUCAAGACCAAGAGCAGCUACCUGAGCCUAGCAACUUUACAGGCCUAUACCUCCAUGCAUCUCUUCUUCCAGUUCAAGACAACGUCUGCUGACGGUUUCAUCCUUUUCAACAGUGGGGAUGGAAAUGAUUUCAUUGCAGUUGAGCUGGUCAAGGGGUAUAUACAUUAUGUGUUCGAUCUCGGAAAUGGACCUAAUGUUAUCAAGGGCAAUAGUGAUCGCCCAUUGAAUGACAACCAGUGGCACAAUGUAGUUAUCACCAGAGACAACAGCAACACCCAUAGCCUAAAAGUGGAUACCAGGGUUGUUACUCAGGUCAUCAAUGGUGCCAAAAACCUUGACCUUAAGGGUGACCUGUACAUUGCUGGACUGGUUCAAGGAAUGUAUAGCAAUCUCCCAAAGCUGGUAGCAUCCAGAGAUGGAUUUCAGGGAUGUCUAGCAUCAGUAGACUUGAAUGGGCGCCUACCAGAUCUCAUUAAUGAUGCGCUGCACCGUAGUGGGCAGAUUGAGCGGGGAUGUGAAGGACCAAGCACCACCUGCCAAGAAGAUUCCUGCGCCAACCAAGGCAUCUGUAUUCAGCAGUGGGAAGGCUUCACUUGCGAUUGUUCCAUGACAUCAUAUUCUGGAAAUCAGUGCAAUGACCCUGGGGCCACAUAUAUCUUUGGGAAAAGUGGAGGCCUCAUCCUGUAUACUUGGCCAGCAAAUGACAGACCCAGUACAAGGACAGACCGCCUAGCUGUUGGGUUCAGCACAACAGUAAAAGAUGGCAUCUUGGUACGGAUUGACAGCGCCCCUGGCCUUACUGAUUUUUUGCAACUUCAUAUAGAACAAGGCAAAAUUGGUGUAGUCUUCAAUAUUGGCACAGUAGAUAUCUCUAUCAAAGAAGAGAGCACUCCUGUGAAUGAUGGCAAAUACCAUGUUGUGCGUUUUACCCGAAACGGUGGUAAUGCAACACUUCAGGUAGAUGGAUGGCCAGUUAAUGAACAUUACCCUUCAGGAAACACUGAUACUGCGUUCCAAUUGGUAAAACAGAAAAGCCCCUUCAAAUAUAACCGACCCGUAGAGGAAUGGCUACAGGAAAAAGGACGACAGUUAACGAUCUUCAACACCCAGGCUCAAAUAGCCAUUGGAGGAAAAGAUAGAGGGCGUCUCUUCCAAGGUCAGCUUUCCGGUCUCUAUUACAAUGGCUUGAAAGUAUUGAACAUGGCAGCAGAAAACAACCCCAACAUCAAAAUCAAUGGAAGUGUUCGGCUGGUUGGUGAAGUGCCAUCUAUUCUGGGGACAGCUCCCACAACUUCUAUGCCACCAGAGAUGUCCACCACCGUCAUGGAAACUACCACUACUAUGGCCACUACUACAACGCGAAAAAAUCGCUCCACACCUACCAUUCAGGUAAUCUCGCAGACAACAGAUGACCUCGUUUCUUCAGCAGAAUGUUCUAAUGAUGAUGAAGAUUUCAUUGAAUGCGAGCAGAGUGUAGGUAAGCCAGCAAACCCCACGGAGCCAGGAAUCAGACGGGUUCCGGGGGCCUCAGAGGUGGUCCGUGAGUCGAGCAGCACAACGGGAAUGGUCGUCGGCAUUGUAGCUGCUGCUGCCCUCUGCAUCCUGAUCCUCCUGUAUGCCAUGUACAAGUACAGGAACAGGGACGAAGGGUCCUAUCAGGUGGAUGAGACGCGUAACUACAUCAGCAACUCAGCCCAGAGCAAUGGCACGCUCAUGAAGGAGAAGCAGCAGAGUUCAAAGAGCGGCCACAAGAAACAGAAAAACAAGGACAAAGAAUAUUAUGUGUAAAAACAAAACAAAAAUAUUUAUAUAUAAAUAUAUAAAUAUUGAAUGAGCUAUAACUGAACCAAAACUGUUGCAGCCAACGAGAUUGGGAGAAACCGUCUGCGGUUUGAGACCAAUGUUGAGCAUAAACAUUUCAGUCGUUGACUGCUAAGUUUUCAGAUCACUGCUUGGAGUCCCCAAACUCUGCCCUCCUGUAUUAUAAAGCACAUAUAGUGUUCAAAAGAAGGCCUCCCCAGCAUAUCCAUGUUGGCAGACUUAAAAGCCUUCCGAGUUCCUCCUCAGCUGAACUGUUCUGCAAGGGCAGAAGACUUCACGGCUUACUUGUUUCGUAUCUCCAAGUGAGUCUUUAAUGAUGUUCACAAUCUUUGACUGUACUCUA
Messenger RNA from Pseudonaja textilis, 4840 nucleotides. Lineage: Eukaryota; Metazoa; Chordata; Lepidosauria; Squamata; Elapidae. The record is from RefSeq and is a predicted model, not a curated record.